Molecule: messenger RNA, 1646 nt
Organism: Pecten maximus
Lineage: Eukaryota; Metazoa; Mollusca; Bivalvia; Pectinida; Pectinidae
Product: U3 small nucleolar RNA-associated protein 18 homolog
Exons: 13
Coding region: 93-1589 (498 amino acids)
Biological process (GO): rRNA processing
Cellular component (GO): Pwp2p-containing subcomplex of 90S preribosome; small-subunit processome
Molecular function (GO): protein binding
Source: RefSeq, a predicted model, not a curated record
UUGCGAGGAAGCCACUGUGUUAAAGUUCCGAAUUGACAUGGAAUGAACACAUGGGCUCCACAAGAUAGGGUAUACAAACUAAAUUUGAUAAAAUGUUGCGUCGAAAGAUUCAUACGGAGCAUCAACAGACUUCACACACAUCCAAUAAAGCUAGUAAGACCUUUUCUCGUAAACAAGCUCUAGGAAUUACGAAGAAGGGGAAGGAUGUCGAAGAGGAGAUUCUCGAAGGACUCGUCUUGGGGACCCCAGAUGAAGUUAUAAAAAAUCUGGAUGUUGGGAAACGAAAGACAGGAACAGAAGAGGAUGUGUUCGGUUUACAACCUCCACAAAAAAGAGAGAAGAAACCUGUGUGGGAGGAUGUAGAUGAUAUGGUUGGAAGUGUUCAAAUGACAAAGGCCAAGAAAUUUGAAGGCAUGAAACAGGGAGAGGAAUGCAGGAUACGAACAGAACAAUAUACAGUACGACUGAAAUCAAAGUUUGAGAAAGUAUCUUCAAAUCCUAACUGGUCAAAGUUCCGAGCUGAUGAUGUGGGACAGUCCGGAUCAGACGAUGACAGUGAUGCAGAGGAACUGAUGUCAAAGACAGGAAACUUCCUAACUACUGACCGCUCUCUCCCCAAAGGUUUUAUUCAGAUAAAACAGUGUCCUAACGCAAACAGGGAUUCCCCUCCCCAGGGGAAACUGUAUGCGGUUGAGUUUCAUCCAUCAGCACAGGUGAUCUUAACAGCGGGUUCAAACCAAACGUUGAGUUUGUUCCAGGUGGAUGGUAAAAACAACCCAAAGAUCCAAAGUGUCUUCCUCGAUAACUUCCCGAUCUUCUCGGCACAUUUCACCACUGAUGGCCAACAGGUCGUGCUCAGCUCCAAACACAGGAGUUUUGUUUACUACGACAUGAUAGCUGGCAAAGUCAUCAAUGUUCCAAAAAUAAAAGGGCUCGGAGAGACAAGGAUGAAGAAUUUUGUGAUGUCACCUGAUGGUCGCUUCCUUGUGUUCCUGGGAUCUCAUGGCAACAUGCAUCUAAUCUCUGCAAAGUCCAAAGAAUGGAUUCAAAGCCUGAAGAUGAAUGGAAGUGUUGAGUCGGUUUCCUUCUCGAGGGAUGGAGAGACCAUGUUCUCUCAUGGAGAUGAUGGAGAAGUGUAUAUCUGGGAUCUGGGCACCCGUGAAUGUGUACAUCACUUUAUUGACGACGGCUGUACCAAGGGCACCUGUAUCACAGCUUCUCCUAACGGACAAUAUCUGGCCUGUGGGUCAUACAGUGGAGUCGUAAACAUCUAUGAGACAAAGACCUGCCAGACAUCUAGGUCACCUAAACCCUUGAAAGCACUGAUGAACUUGACAACACCAUGUACAGAUGCCAUCUUUAAUCCUUCCUCAGAGAUACUGGCAAUGUCUUCAAACUUCACAGAAAAGGCUGUUAAGUUGGCUCAUCUGCCCUCUAUGACAGUGUUUUCCAACUAUCCAGAGCGCCAGGACCAUGAACUGCGUUUACCCAGAUCAAUGGACUUUUCCCCUAAUGGUGGUUACUUCACAGUGGGCACAAAUAAGGGCAGCGCCCUUUUGUAUAGGAUGAAGCACUAUGGGAAUUACUGAAUGAAGAGGAUCACUAUUAUAUAUUGUUACUAUAAAUAAACUAUGAAAAUACUUUGA